GUGUCGACUUCUCUAACAGUAAUAUAAUCUCAGCAAUCUUCUGUAUGAUGACUAGAACACAGCUGGUGUGAGUCUCUGUCUCUAUCACUCUUCCACAGCUUCUACAUCUCCAGUCCACAGUCACCUCACUUCAUUUCAUUUCGUUCCGGAUCACAUGAUUCAGACUGAGGCUCGGAAAGCUUGCAGAGAAAAAUACACCGACCUCGUCACUGUGUACUCUGAUGAAGACAACACUGAAAUGGCUGAACUGAUGAUGAAGGCUGGUAUUUACGAUGCCUGGAUCGGACUCUAUCGCAGUCACUUCAGUGAGAAAUGGUCUAAUGGUGAUAAUGUAACAUACAGAAAUCUGACAGGGGAUUGUGGGACAUCGAGCUACUGUGCUAUUAUGAAGCCUGGUGGUUCAUGGGAAAGUCUUAAGUGCACAGUGACAAGAUAUUUCAUGUGCUAUGAACAAGAAGCUUCCUCACAGACUCAUAAUUAUCAUCUUAUCCUUGAGAAUAAGACCUGGUAUGAAGCUCAGCGUUACUGUAGACAGAGAUACACUGACCUGGUCAGUAUCAGAGAUCAGCAGCACAAUGAAGAGGUGAGGAUUAAAGGGUUAAACAGCAGCACACCCUUCUGGAUCGGCCUGCUGUGUGAUGACUGGCAGUGGAUUGAUGGAGGAAUCUCUGCCUACAGAAACUGGGGUUGGCAGAGCGGUGAACCUCAUUCGUCACCAUACAACUGUGUAGUACAUGAUAGAUGGGGAUGGGGAUGGUACACAGUCCAGUGCGAUUAUACUUUCUCUGCUUUGUGCUACUCCAGUUACAUCCAUGUGAGUGAAGAGGCUUUGAGCUGGGAGAAAGCGCUGGAUUACUGUGAUAAAGGGAACAGAGCUGGAAUUCUGAUCAUCGAUUCUCAAGCUGAACAGGAACAGUUAGAGUCUGAGCUCAUGAGGAGACGUGUCCCUCAAGGGUCUCUGUGGGUGGGGCUUGGACCAAACCGUCUCUCUGAGCUGAAGGUGUCGUCUGUUCCGCUGACCUGCGAGGACAUACAGAGACAGAGUGAAGCUGACACACACACUGCAGAAGCAGCACCAGAUUAUGUGAUGGACUCCACUGAACUUCGAGUUGUGUGUAAACAGAAGUAAAACAUUUUCCUCGAUGCUGCAAGAACAGAGCACUGCACUGUUUAGAGUUUUCCAGCACAAACUCACCUGAACACUUCAUUAUGCAUUUGUUCUCUAGGUGAUGAGCUGAAUCACAGAGCAGGAAAAAGCAUAAAGUGAGCAGGAAGUGUUCACACACUCAGAGCUUCACACAUCAAUUGGUCUUCACAAGAAUAUUUAGAAUAUAUAUUUUAUGCUGUUAAUGCUUCUCUAAAUUCUUGUUUAAGAUAAAAUUGAUUAUACUUUCUUUUCUUUUACCAUAUCAAUAAUAAGAAACUGUCAUUUUAUU
Molecule: messenger RNA, 1436 nt
Organism: Tachysurus fulvidraco (yellow catfish)
Lineage: Eukaryota; Metazoa; Chordata; Actinopteri; Siluriformes; Bagridae
Product: secretory phospholipase A2 receptor-like
Exons: 3
Coding region: 155-1129 (324 amino acids)
Source: RefSeq, a predicted model, not a curated record